AUUAGAACGAAUUUGAAAUUUACUAUUAGUCUAGGUUCAGAAUACCUUGUUGAAUUAUGAUCAGAAAAUUGAUAGAUGUUUGUUUAUCUUAUAAAAACAUUCAGAUAUUUCUACUAGUGAUAACAGUGUCUUCCGAUGCUCAAAGAACCAGGAGGAGAAAGAAUAACCGAAGAAAUGAUAAUCUAGUUUUUGUGGCUAAACCAGAGAAUUCAACAGAACACAUAAUAAGGUGUGGGAAGCCUGGUACUAAUGGUGAGGUAUGCUUAACAGGACAAAUAUGUGUUGCAGAUGUAAAGAGAUGUAAAGGGUUAAAGGCUGAAUGUGAACCAGUUGGAAACUCUUGUUGCGGAGAUAGAAGAACUGUUGGAAAAAAAUGCAAGGAGGGUGGUCGAUGUGUGCGCUUUUUUGAUGGUGUAUCAGAAUGUGUUGGAGCAAAAACUACAAUAACUACAACAACAACAACCACUACAACUACAACAACUACCCCGUCAUGUAUCCAGUUAUGUACUGCAUAUGUUCAAAGCGGCUUUAAGGGUCCAAGACCACCUCAGAACUGCUUAAACCGUGGAGAGAAUAACUAUAAAGAAUAUAAGGGAGAUAGCCUGUAUGAAGAAGGAGGAGAUAGCCUGUAUGAAGGAGGAGUUUGUAAUUCUUUUGAGUGAAAAUUGUAAUAAAUUGGGUUUUCUAAAAAAUAA
This is a messenger RNA of Eurytemora carolleeae, 695 nucleotides long. RefSeq lists its product as uncharacterized. The coding region runs from base 57 to 662 and encodes 201 amino acids. The record is from RefSeq and is a predicted model, not a curated record. The transcript has 9 exons. NCBI's taxonomy places the organism in Eukaryota, Metazoa, Arthropoda, Copepoda, Calanoida, Temoridae.